Molecule: messenger RNA, 1862 nt
Organism: Babesia bigemina
Lineage: Eukaryota; Apicomplexa; Aconoidasida; Piroplasmida; Babesiidae
Exons: 2
Source: RefSeq, a predicted model, not a curated record
AUGACCUCUAAAGCCUUGGAUGGCAUUGACUCCAAGCUCAUUAGCCUUGGCCACCUUGCUGGACAGCUUGGCGGAUUUGUUGGUCAAAGUGAGAGUGUUAAGAAAGCCGUUGAGAAUGCUAUUAUCGCUGUAAUUAACAGUAAUGAAGAGCUUAAAAAUGAUUACUCUUCUCAUGUUACUAUCCUUUCUGAGUCUGUCAAGCCUGCUGGCAAGGCUGAUGACAACCUAAAAAUUAGUGAGCUUAAAGAUAAAGUUACCACUGAAAUUACGCUUACUGAAGAGGCAAUUAAGAAUCUUAAGCCUACUGAAAAUAACUCUCUUCCUUCCCCCUCUCCCUCUGCUGAGCUAGCCAAAUUGCACUCCAAGUUGGAGGCUUUGAGGAAGGUGGAGAAGCUUUGUGGAUUUUAUGAGAAUCUUAAUACUAAACAAAAUGAUCCUAAAAAGCUCUUAGAUAAUUUAUGUUCCGGCCUCGAAAAAUUCCUCGGCUUCAACUCUGACUCCAAAGGCUACACUGGCCAGGGCAUUGUGUACUCUGACCUUGAUAGGCUUGGUGACGGGGUGAUGGGAUUUUUGAGUGGUGUUCUCAGUAACAUCAAAGGCCAUUUAGGGCAGCAUAAAGGUACUUUAAAUGAUGCAAUUUACACUCUUAACACCAAUAAACACGCCGGUAAAAAAGGUUUUAAUGCUGCGAUUGAAAGUGUGGUCGCAGGGGUGCGGGGGUAUAAUGGUAAUGUAAAAACAUCCAAUGAUCUUGUUAAAACGGCAAUAAAAAAACUUCAAAGGGACAUGAAAAAUUAUAAAAAAGAAGAGUUACAAACUAAAUUGCCAAAUAACAUUAAUCCAAAAAGGCCUACGGCUUCCACCCAAGAGAGUGUGGAGAAGGCAAUGUCCUUGGUGGAGGAUUGUCGAAAAUUUGCAAAAGACUUUAUUACUGCUGUUGACAUUAAAACCAAUAAAAGUGAGACAAUAAACGCGAUAAAAGACUUAAAUCCUAAAUUACGGGAUACAAUUGAGAACGUGCGUAAGAAUUUGCAGCAUGAGAGUAAGCGUCUUAAAGAGUUGUCGAGUAAAGAGAGUGAGAAGUUGAAGGCGACGGAGGAGAAGAUAAAAAAAGCACUUGGAGAUCUCAAAUGCAACGUGAACAAUAGAAUAGAUGUCCAGGUAAACGAGCUGGUAAAUCAUUUGAGGAAAUUGGUGAAGGAAAACAUUUUGCCUAAAUUGCAGGAGGUUGAUACGAAUUUGUUCAAGUAUGUUGAGACGUUGCAGGAGUGGAUUACGGAGGCGGAUGGUAUUCUAAAAAUAGCGUUAGAGAAGGUUAAGAAGAUAUUGCAAGAGGUGAAUUGGGAUGAUCAGACAAAAUUUCCUAGACAAAUCGUUCAGGCAUCUGACCUUAUGAACAUCCUGUUGCAGGGUAACGCAGAGGAGUUGCAAAAAUGGAGAGACGCGGCCGGGAGCGUUGUGAGCGCGGCGAAGGAGAAGUGUAAGACAAUUGGUGGGAUGGUUGAGACUGGAACUGCAGGUAGUGACAAAAUCCACGGGUUGGCUAAAGAUAUGCAUGAUAAGGCAGAGAAGCUCAGGAAGGCGGCGCAGCACAUUAAGGAUAAUAUUGGUACGUGGGUUAGAACAGCGCUUACGCAGGUGAAGGAUAUGGAUGAGGCGCUUAAAGGGGAUUUGUAUAAGGUGAAGGAGGCGGUGGAUGGGCAGGUGACGGAGAUUAAAACGGCGAUUGGGAAGUUGUAUGAUAAAUUUGAUGCAUACGGUAGAGGUCUGCAAAAUAAAGAAGAAGAUAAGAAGAAGGUUGAAGAGGUUAUCAAACAUUUCAAAAUACAAGUUGCAGGUAUUAGGGGUAACGCAAAAGGUUU